GCUCGUUAUUCAUUGCUGCUCCUUUCUCCAUCAUGGCACAUUCGUUCAUCUCUACCAUUAGGCGACAAGCUGCUGGUCAACAACUAUGAUGACGAGAGCUUUACCACCGCCGUGGACGUUGAGGUGUUUAUGUCCUAUUUAUCGAAAAGCGGCAGCGCCAUCACCUUGACCAGCAUCGAGAUCUACGUGGACACAACGGCCGAUGAUGCGAACGCCUAUUUCACGGACGGAGGCAUCGGCAGCAGCGAGGCAUCCAUACUGCUGGCAUGCAAUCAGACGCGCACCUUCUCAUAUGAAGCCGUCUUCUACGGUUACUAGACUAGAGAGCAAAUUGAGAGCAAAUAAAACAGCAUCAUCAACUUGGAACUGAACUGUGAUCGCGAUCGCCAUCGUCAGCGCUAAAACUAACGCUAAUGCCAUAUUCCAUCCCAUUCUUCUCUCAGAGGGACAAGUAUUAUAGAGCUAAAUUUGAAUUAAAGCAAUGAAACCAAAUGAAGA
Messenger RNA from Drosophila navojoa, 498 nucleotides. RefSeq lists its product as uncharacterized. NCBI's taxonomy places the organism in Eukaryota, Metazoa, Arthropoda, Insecta, Diptera, Drosophilidae. The record is from RefSeq and is a predicted model, not a curated record.